AUGACGCAGGAAGAAGCAAAAGGAAAUCCUCCAGAAAGAGAUAAGUAUGUGAUAAUAAAUCUGUUAACAUUCCCUGGAGAUAUACAGACAUGGUUCACGUAUGAACAUGACUUCUUGCUGUCGCACUGCUAUGCAUACCCUUGGGGCUUAUCUGCUGGGACAUUCCUGUUUUUGGUGAUGUCAAACCUGCUGCUGUGGGAGAAAGCUGCAGCAAUUCUUCCAUGUCUUACUGAAGAGGGAGGCUGUACGGAGCCCCCUGUGGAAACCUUUAGAAAUGCCCUCAACAGAGCUGAAACAAUCCGUAGUCUUGCUGAGGAAAUGAAUGAAGAAUUUCUUUCAAAAAUGGUAAGGGAGGAUUAUACUGGUUACACUGCCAGAACUCACUGCCACUCCACUAUCACGAACCCUCCAGCUUCAGGACCUGAACACACAAAUAUCGCAGCCGAAAAAUAUUUAAAAAUGCUGAUCAAUUUUGUGGGUGCCUGGAAUGUCCCUCUGUACCAUCUUGUGGUUGAACUGAGUGCCAUGGAUGAUCUUCCUAAAACUAUCCUUGCAAAUGCCAAAAAGAUUGAAGAGAACAACAAAGAACUCCUGGAAGACCUUAGAUGGAUACUCACCAAGGCCUAUCCUACAGAAAAGAAAGAGGAAAAUUUCCCACGUUGGCAACAUCUUCUAGCCUUAAAAUCAAGGCUCAGAAAUGAUCAGUUUUGGGCAAUAUUUAACCUUUCCAACUGCCUACGCUCAGAUAUAUACUUCACUCUAUUUCAUCUCAAAACACUGAAGUGUCAAAUGACCAACAACUGUUUUGAUACCUAA
Psammomys obesus (fat sand rat) is the source of this 816-nucleotide messenger RNA. Its product is annotated as prolactin-8A9-like. NCBI's taxonomy places the organism in Eukaryota, Metazoa, Chordata, Mammalia, Rodentia, Muridae. Gene Ontology annotation, molecular function: hormone activity; prolactin receptor binding. Gene Ontology annotation, cellular component: extracellular region. Gene Ontology annotation, biological process: positive regulation of lactation; response to nutrient levels; mammary gland development. The transcript is spliced from 5 exons. The record is from RefSeq and is a predicted model, not a curated record. Bases 1 to 816 code for a protein of 271 amino acids.